Messenger RNA from Nothoprocta perdicaria, 2304 nucleotides. RefSeq names its product DNA polymerase iota (gene POLI). The transcript is spliced from 10 exons. The record is from RefSeq and is a predicted model, not a curated record. Gene Ontology annotation, molecular function: damaged DNA binding; DNA-directed DNA polymerase activity. Gene Ontology annotation, biological process: translesion synthesis. NCBI's taxonomy places the organism in Eukaryota, Metazoa, Chordata, Aves, Tinamiformes, Tinamidae. The coding region runs from base 655 to 2271 and encodes 538 amino acids.
CAGUAUUUAGAAAUGGCCCAAAGUCUAAAAAAAGACGCCAAGUCUAAUAUUUGGACAGCAUCAACUUCGAAUGGAAGUUCUUUCACUUCUUUAAAUAAAUAAUAAAAACCAUUUCCCCCCCAUAGAAAGCAGGGCUUGCUGUUUGCCAGCUGAUACAUUGCAAUCUUCGCUGGCUGCCUUUGGGAGAGCCUCAAUAUCUCAAACUUUGGGAAGCACUUUGGUAAUUCACCUGAAAGGCUCCCCAGGCUGAAGCUUUGUGAAGGGUACGCUCUGAAAGAGGUGGAAGAGUCGUCCCUGUCAGUGAARCAUGUUCACAGCUAAGGCAGCUUUAGGAGAAAAGAAACAUUUUCUAGAAAUAUAUUAAAAAAAGGUCUCGGUACUCCACUGURGAAGGAUUUGUGUCAGUAAAAUGAUGCUCUAAAAUGGUUCAAGGGGAAAGGAAAUCCAGGUGGCUGUGUGAAAAUAGGGGAAAAUGAUUAUGAGAAUGCUGACUUGCUGAGGAUCAUAAAUUCUAGAAUUACUGUAGCGCUACAAUUAAUGUAAAACUUGCUGUAGUAUCUAUUUGCUGGUAUAGAGGGUUUUUUUUAAGCUUUGUUACAUCAUGUGUAAUUUUUAUUUCCUUUCCUUGCAGCAGGUAAAUGCGUUGCGGCGGCAAUGACGGCGUGCAGAGUGAUCGUUCACAUUGACCUGGACUGCUUUUACGCACAAGUGGAAAUGAUCCGGAAUCCCGAGCUGCGAGACAAGCCUUUGGGUGUACAACAGAAAUACUGUGUAGUUACGUGUAACUAUGAAGCCAGAAAACUUGGAGUUAAGAAAAUGAUGCUUGUCAGGGAUGCUAAAGAGAAGGUUCCUCAGCUGAUACUGGUUAAUGGAGAGGAUCUAACUCAGUACAGGGAGAUGUCGUACAAGGUUACAGAUCUGUUGGAAGAAUUUUGUCCACUGGUGGAAAGGCUUGGGUUUGAUGAAAACUUUGUGGAUAUCACAGAGAUUGUAGAGAAAAGACUAAAACAGCUACAGCAAAGUGGAUGCUCCAGAGUAUGUGUGUCUGGCCAUGUAUACAACGACCAAGCUAUCGAUUUCCAGGACCCAGUGCACGUGAGACUAGUCCUUGGCUCCCAGGYGGCAGGAGAGCUGAGGGAAGCUCUGCACGCCAGGCUGGGCCUCACGGGCUGCGCCGGGGUGGCUGCCAACAAAGUGCUGGCCAAGCUGGUGUCUGGCACCUUCAAACCCAACCAACAAACCCUUCUGCUGCCUGAAAGCUCCCAGGAUCUGAUGCGCAGCCUUGAGCACAUCAACAAAGUGCCCGGCAUUGGCUAUAAAACCAGUAAACGCCUUGAAAUGCUGGGUCUUAAAAGUGUGUGUGAUCUCCAAGCGGUUCCACCUGCUGUGUUAGAGAAGGAAUUUGGUGUUUCUACUGCUCAGCGUAUCCAAAAACUCAGCUAUGGAGAGGAUGACUCCCCGGUGACUCCAUCAGGCCCUCCUCAGUCCCUUAGUGAAGAAGAUUCUUUUAAAAAAUGUUCAUCAGAAGUGCAAGUUAAAGAGAAAAUUGAAGAACUGCUUGCUAACCUCUUAGACAGAAUACACAAAGAUGGAAGAAAACCACACACAAUAAGACUGACCAUCCGCCAGUUCUCUUCAACUAAUAAGUGGUUUAAUCGGGAGAGCCGUCAGUGUCCUAUUCCACCUCAUCUCAUUCAGAAAUUUGGAAGAGAAAGCAGCAGUAUAAUACCCCCAUUGGCUGAUAUCCUAAUGAAGCUCUUCCACAAGAUGAUAAAUGUAGAGCUGCCGUUUCAUCUCACUCUUUUGAAUGUCUGCUUCUCCAACCUCAAAGAUCUUCCUAGCAGUAAGAAAGGAUCAAUUGGUUUUUAUCUAAAAGAGGUGUCCCCACUUUCAGCCUCUGGUAAAAACAUCCAGGAACAGGAUAAUGUCUCACAAGGAGAGGCAAGCUCUUGGAAUGAGAACUUCAAGAGAACUGGAAAUACAGCAAUGCAUAUUACAGGUUUUUCAGAAGAAAAGCAAAGCUGUAAAAGAAAGGCUGAAACAUUUCAUUUGUCUGGUGACAUUGACCAGGAAGUCUUUAGGGAACUUCCAGAAGACAUUAAGAAAGAAAUUAUUUCUGRAAGAACAGGAAAAGUGAUCCCUUCAGAGAAUGCUUUCGGUCAGCCGUCACUGUGUUUUCCAAAAGAGCUAAAUAGCGUUUCUCCAACUUCUAAAAGACUCCCGUGCCGGCUGUUCUUCCAAGCAUCCUGGAAAUACACUGCCAAAUGCUGAUAUGGAAGAAAAGCCUAAGGACCCUGCGAGUUU